Messenger RNA from Urocitellus parryii (Arctic ground squirrel), 1075 nucleotides. It is a transcript of the gene Idi2, whose product is annotated as isopentenyl-diphosphate delta isomerase 2. Lineage: Eukaryota; Metazoa; Chordata; Mammalia; Rodentia; Sciuridae. Gene Ontology annotation, cellular component: cytoplasm. The record is from RefSeq and is a predicted model, not a curated record. Gene Ontology annotation, biological process: isoprenoid biosynthetic process; isopentenyl diphosphate biosynthetic process. Gene Ontology annotation, molecular function: isopentenyl-diphosphate delta-isomerase activity.
UUUUCUUCUUGCUCAUGCUGACCUGCAUUUGAAUUCUCUGCAACAAUUGGUGUAGUUGACAGUAUUCAGCACCAAAAGGACUAUGGAUUCCCAAACAGUAUAGCCUAGUUUUGCCUGAUCCUGAGCUGCAUAUAAAUGGAAUGCAUUUUUUCUGAAUCUGGAUUUUUUUUCCCACUCUGUAUUAUGUUUGUAAUACAGGUACAUACAGGCUGGCUCCAGCUCGCAGCUAUGUCUGAAGUCCAUCCCGACUGGCUCAGUGAACAUCAACUACAACGCCUAAAGGAAAUGCUUGUUGUGGUUGAUGAAGAUGACAAGGUCCUUGGGGAAGACACCAAGAGGAACUGCCAUCUGAACGAGAACAUCAAGAAAGGGCUGCUGCACAGAGCCUUCAGUGUGGUUUUGUUCAAUACAGAGAAGAAAGUCCUGAUUCAGACGCGAUCAGACAUCAAGCUGACUUUUCCUGGGCAUUUUUCUGACUCCUGUAGUAGUCACCCAUUAUACAACCCUGCAGAACUGGAAGAAAAGGACGCCUUGGGAGUGAAGAGGGCAGCCCUGAGACGCCUGCAGGCUGAGCUGGGAAUUCCCCAGGAGCAGCUUUCUACAGAGGACAUAGUGUUUAUGACAAGAUAUUUUUACAAAGCAAAAUCAGAUCAAAUUUGGGGAGAACAUGAGAUCUGCUACCUUCUCUUAGUGAAGAAGAAUGUGACCAUCCACCCAGAUCCCGACGAAGUUGACAGCUGCUGCUACCUGGCCCAGGAGGAAUUGGAAGAGCUCCUGGAAAAGGCAGCCAGGGGCGAAGCGAGGGUCACGCCCUGGCUGAGAAUCAUUGCAGAGAGGUUUCUGUAUAAGUGGUGGCCUCACUUGGAUGAAGUGACCCAGUUUGUGGAGCUUCAUAAGAUACAGAGAGUGUGAAAAACAGGGAGGAAAGUGUCUGCCAGGAAGGGCCAGAUAGCAAAGGCUAUGCUUGCAAGUGGGAGACUCUGGUUUAAAUGGGAUUACGCACCUCAACCAAAAAAGGGAAAAAAAGGGGACUUGAUUGCUAAUCAUCUAUAAAUCACUACUUUUGAUCAUUUAA